GAACACCGUCAUUACACCAUUGUUCUCCGUACCUGUGCAAACUUUAUUCUCAAAUACAGAUUCAUAUUCUCAACCUCAAGUUUUUGAGAUUUCUGAACCGCUGAAAGCUGAAGCAUUGUGCAAAGAUUCGAACUCGAAUAAAACUCAAGAUUCUUUCAUACCUUUAGAAGUCAAAGGUGUGAAUAAAAGCGAGGAACUUCCACCUCUAGAGGUGGAAGUUACUCCACUAGACACCGACUUCAAAAAUUUGGACAAAGAACCAGAUGUUGACUUCACAUCGUCUUUGGAGGAGAUUAAAUUCAAAUAGGAUGGACCUGGAUGAGGUCGGAUCAUGUUGCACUGAUCUGGCGAAGACUAUCGUAUGAGAAGCCGAGCCUCUUUGGUAGGGCAUAUUUAUCGAGCCAGCUGUCAAGGUCUGCUGAUGGAUACAGACAGCUUGAGCAAGUCGGCGACUUCCACGAGCCCUGACCACCAAAUGCUUUUGAAUCUGUCCACAGGAGCAGGCUCGUUGUGCCAAUUUGGCCUAAUAGAUCAUAUGAGAACGGUAUAUUUAGAUCCAGAGGUUCUGAGAUGGCCAAAAAAUACCACGGGAUGAUGGAGACAAUGUACAAUGUACAGAUGCGUCCCGUCCCACUCCUCUUCCUUCGGCACGCAAAGCCAAAAAAUUCAACGAAACUACUCUCGCCCAAAGAGAGUCCUCUCUCUUCAGAAGCGAGGCGGAAGACAACUCCAGAUCCUCCCGCUCGCCGACUUCCAAUUCUUCUUCGUCUGAAAGAACCGCUCCAACAACUCCGCCACCACCCAUACCACCGACAAGCCCUCAACUUCGACUUUCGACUGCAGGGCCAUGCAUACUUUACUGUUCAUGUACUAUAUUGUUAUACGAUAAACACUUGACAACUGCAGUAUACAUAUUCUCCAAAUGUUUCUAGAACAGUAUUUGUCACUGACGGUACAUUGACAUGAUCACUGUAAUGUUAAG
This is a messenger RNA of Marchantia polymorpha subsp. ruderalis, 982 nucleotides long. The record is from the annotation of a GenBank genome assembly. Lineage: Eukaryota; Viridiplantae; Streptophyta; Marchantiopsida; Marchantiales; Marchantiaceae.